CCCUCUAGCGGGCCGAAGCGCGAAGGAAGUGACCACGCUGCUGCGCCACCAUUUGCGCCGCGCUCCGAGUGAAAAGCGGACCUCGAAGAAGGCUAGUUCACAAUGAUCAUCCCUGUACGAUGCUUCACUUGUGGUAAAGUUGUGGGGAACAAGUGGGAAGCAUACCUGGGCCUCUUGCAGGCUGAAUACACAGAAGGAGAUGCAUUGGAUGCUCUUGGUCUGAAGCGCUACUGUUGUCGCCGGAUGCUUCUGUCCCACGUGGAUUUGAUUGAGAAGCUGCUGAACUAUGCACCUUUGGAGAAAUAGCAUUAGGAAAUCAGAACAGAGCCGAAUGGGAAUGGGCUAUAAACAUUUGCAUCCCUUAGUUUGUGUUAAAACUGACAUCUCCCACUAAAUGGCAAAGUUGUGCAGUGGAAAGAGUUCCACUCAGUGAUGUAUAAUAAAAAAUAAAUACUACGUACAUGAAAUCAGUCAGGCCUAUGCUUUGCUGAGCUAAUCAUCUAUACCAGUUUAUACUCAGUGCUGUUUUUAACGGAUCUUCAUGGAGCUAUUGUUUGCUCGCAGAGUGAAAGAACAAAGCAAAUAUACUAGCAGCAGCUACUGGCAGAACAGAAAAUGUUGGCCUGUCCAUUCCAGCUAUAUAUUACCACCAGCAACCGGGGUCCAAAGGAGCAUGCAGCUCUGAAUGUAACAAAGCCACUAAUGGCCAUAAAUUGGAGAUUGCUCAUGCAUGCUUGCUAGCUCCUUAAUUGUCAGGAGCACGUGCCUGAACAGAGCUGUCUCAGAAGCAGUUGUUACCUACAUAUAAAUAAUGAAUAUCAUACCUUCUUGCUGUAUCUGGGUAUAAAUACAAAUCAGGCAGCCAGAAAUGUAAGGAACUUAAAAAAAGAUGUAUAAAACUAAAGGGACUAUCAUUCCUUAAUUCUUUCCAAAUGGACCUCUGUGAGUGAGGGAAUACACACUGCAGGUGCAGGAGGAUUAUACUGGAACACACAUUGAAAUAAACAGUUGUGAACGAUGCAGUUGUUUUCAAACAUUUGCAGAGAAAUUGGGCCAUGAUAGCUUGUAGAAAUAGCCUUCCUUUGUGAGGAUAGGGCCCAAGACUGAUUCCCUGCCGCAGUCCAAGUAGAAGGAAUUUGUUUCAGUACCCAAACCAUAUUUUUGCUUUCAUUGAACCAACAGUGCAAUAUUAGUAUCUUGGUAGUGACAGGGUUUUGUUUACUACAGUUCUCAGCAGCAGUGCAUUUUAGAAUAAAAAUCAGGGAUGGGCAUCUUUGAAAGGUUGGGGGCCACAACUCAAAUCCACUUUCUGAAGGGUCACGGAAAGCAAACUGAUGGUGCUUUGAUGUCACCAGGGGCACGGCGCAUUUCCACUCUGUGUUUGACCACUGGGUUUGUGGGGGUGGGGGUGGCAGAGGCAGACCGCCCCCAUUCCCUCUCUCAAAACCAUCCAAACACCUGUAAAAUGUCCCUUGGUCAUGCCUUCAAAAUUCAGUGUCAUAAUCUCAGGGUACUGGGAGGCCUCCAACUGGAUGUCAGGGGUGCACAGAUCCAGGGGGCCAGCCCUCCUAACAUAAAUGGUUUAGAAAGUUGAAACAUUUCUCUUCAGACUUGUUACUCAAAAAUUGACUUUCCAAGGAAGGCAAAACCAUUGCAUGAGGUAAAUGUGGCAAGUUCAGCUAUUCAGCACUCACAAGAAUCACAUAGGAAAAACAUUUCAUAAUUGUGCUCAUGCAGUUUGAGACUGCUGAGAAACACAAUUUUGCAAACUUAUUGGAGUUCACUUAGAAACACAUUGCCUAAAUUAGAUCCAUCUUAAACUGGCUGUGGCUGAUACAUGUUGACAGUAAGAUAAGGGGCAUAUAUUGGAUGCUGGAAAGAGAGACACGGGGCAUCCAAAAAAGAAAAAGCUUAUUAUUGGUAUGAACAUUUAAAUGCGACUGUUGUCUAACUUCAGAUUGAAUGAUUUUGGUGCCAUGUCUCAGGAGGAAGGACUCUUCCUUUAUUCAAAUUUUGUAACAAGGUGGCCUGUUGAACCAUUCAAUCUGCCUUCCUUCCAUGUUUGGCAGCCUCCAUUGCUAGCAUCAAAACUAUUUUUAACUCCUGGAUCCCACAGAAAAGUUCUCUCCCAUCACUCACUUCCCUGAUUCUUUCACUUCUGAGAUUCCAGGGCACGAAUCUGCAAUCUUCUGCAAGGACGAAUAUGCCCUCCCACCUCCUAAUUCACACUACAGUCAGUCAUACGUUGACACUAAAUUAUAAUGGAGUUCAGUUACAGCAACAAAUCCUGUUCUUAUUUAAGAGUCUGCAUAAAGUAGAAACACAAGACAGACAGACUUAAGGAGCACCUUCUAAUAUGGGCCUUUAUUUCAGGAGUGGGUAGCUAUGAGCUGCGUGGCAUCCCCAAUCCUGACCCCAAGAUUGCCCCUGCCAUUAAAUGAACUGUCACUUCACUAAAACUUUCCAUUCUGAGUCUAAUCCUAAUUCUCUGACCCUAAUUCUGAUAUAUUGAACACACCAAUGCAACUUUAAAACCCAUCCUCAAGCCAAGACAUUUUUUUUAAAAGGCUUCCUGGAGGCCUCAUUGCCCUGCCUUCUGCAACCCUGGACAAACUAUUUUAAGAAAUAUGAAUGCAUCUGCUGAAUCAGUGCUAUUUGUUUGUCUCUCCCUACCCAUAUAGUAGACUAGGACAAGUUUCUGGAUAUUCACAUCCUCCGUGGUAGAACGAAAUUUUGGGAAAACAAGAUUAGACAGAUAUUCCUUUACGCAAUCUUGUAAUAUUCUUAAUUCAAGCAAUUAAUACAACAAAAACCCUACAUAUUCCCUCUUCUGAACUAAAUUCCAACUCUUCCUCAUCCACUUACUGGAUGUCAGCAUCACCUAUCAUCCUAGUUAUGCUUGCUUUGAUUCUUCGUCUUGAAACGGAAUGUGAAGAAUUGGGGUUAGUAUGUGUUGAGGAUGACGACGGAGUCCACCUUUGUGGUGAAUGCAGGGGUUGUGUGGGAAAGUGCUCCUGAGUUUCGUAAUUCUGAGAGUUUAGGGCUAUUCCAGACUCAAAGCAGCUGCCGUGGGCAUUGGGGCACAGGACACAAGUGGCCUGCACUGUUUUCCUAGACUGAGCCUUCUUCACCGAUGUGCUUAUGGAGUCUGUGCUUGAGCCACAGUUGAAGACACAGUUGCUUCAGUUAAUUUCUAUAUAUGGAAAGGCUGGGGUGCUAUCCUGUCCUUCAUCUCUUGGAACUGCCUUGUAAGAAAUCCUAUAGCUGCAUUGGUAACGGGAUGGAAGUACUGUGUGUCCUCCUAAAUGCCUCCCCAGGUCAGACUGUUUUGGAGUUUUCCACAGCGCAGCCCAACCCACUGUUCUAUUCACACAUUUUUUCUCACAGAAACUCUGCAGGGAGCCAAAAGAGACAUUCUCUUCAAGCACCACCCAAAAGUCAUUUGACAGGCAGAUGAGCAUACAACCACCUUGUCCUAUUCUAUGAAAAGAAGGAGCAACUGGUUUCAACUUCUUUAUUUUUCCUCAUGAAUGUAACCAUAUAAAAACCAUAAGUUAUGAAAGUCACACUAUGUCAGCUUUCCAAGGGCAAAGGAUUAAAAAACGCCAUCACCCUCCACAGAUCUGAACAGGAAAUUUAAGAGGGAAAAGUACAAAACCGCCAGUGAAAAAACAACACCCACAAAAUGGAGAUGCCUUUUUCACCCACACCUCCACAUGCCCUCUUGAUUUAAAAAACCUGUUGGGAUGCCCAUCCUGCUGACUGGACGCAAGAUUGAUGGAUGUACCCCCGAAAACCAAGCAGCGUUUGCACUGGAGGUGAUGACAAGGAACAGUGUUACUCUGAAAAAUGGGGGGGGGGGG
Molecule: messenger RNA, 3863 nt
Organism: Candoia aspera
Lineage: Eukaryota; Metazoa; Chordata; Lepidosauria; Squamata; Candoiidae
Product: DNA-directed RNA polymerases I, II, and III subunit RPABC5-like
Exons: 3
Coding region: 103-306 (67 amino acids)
Biological process (GO): transcription by RNA polymerase II; tRNA transcription by RNA polymerase III; transcription by RNA polymerase I
Cellular component (GO): RNA polymerase III complex; RNA polymerase II, core complex; RNA polymerase I complex
Molecular function (GO): DNA binding; zinc ion binding
Source: RefSeq, a predicted model, not a curated record